This is a messenger RNA of Elgaria multicarinata webbii, 6325 nucleotides long. Its product is annotated as microtubule-actin cross-linking factor 1, isoforms 6/7-like. The transcript has 39 exons. Bases 1 to 6312 code for a protein of 2103 amino acids. The record is from RefSeq and is a predicted model, not a curated record. Gene Ontology annotation, cellular component: intermediate filament; cytoplasm; membrane. Lineage: Eukaryota; Metazoa; Chordata; Lepidosauria; Squamata; Anguidae. Gene Ontology annotation, biological process: intermediate filament cytoskeleton organization; wound healing. Gene Ontology annotation, molecular function: calcium ion binding; microtubule binding; structural molecule activity.
AUGGGCAACUCGGGCAGCCGGCCCAGCUGCCUGGGGGAGAAAAGCCGGAGAUCCGAGGACUUCCUGAAGGACUCCUACCUCAAGGACCUGGGGCUGGCGCCGGGGCGCGCGGUGGGCAGGAACAACGCGGAGGGCCGCGCCGUGCCUGCCGAGAAGCCGCCCCUCAGCCCCGUGGUGAUCGAGAACGGCUGGAACGUGGCCCCGGGGGGCUCCAGCAAGAGCCAGCCCAGCAGCCCCCUCCCCAAGCAAAACAACAUGGAUGUCAAAGUGCAGAACGGGGGCCUGAGCUGCAACCCGCUCAAGGCCCGCUUGGAGGCAGCCCGGAGCCCGCUGAGGGGCUCAGAGAGCAGCGUGUGGGCCUGGAAGCCCCUCACCACCACCACCGAGGUGACGGAGGUGACGGAGGUGACGGAGACCAUCGUGACGGAGAUCGUGGAAGUGACCGAGUACCCCGGGGGCGACAGGAGCCAGGAGCCCCUGGUCACCCGGACCGUGAAAGUGCUCACGGAGUGCGCAGGAGCUCUGCUUCCCGAGCUCCAGAACCGCGGGGCCCUCCUGCAGGCGGGCCAGGGGCAGCCUCUGGGGCAGUGGAGCAGCCUCAGCAGCAAGGCAGCUGCCUUCCUCGGCGACGCGUGGAGCACCGAGCAGGACCAGGAGACCCUGGGGAAGUUGCUCACUUGGAUGAGCGACAUGGAGGACCUCCGGGCCAGCCAGAGACCCCCUUCUGCUGAAGCAAAGGUGGUGAAGGCUCAGCUGCAGGAGCAAAAGCUUUUGAGGCGGCUGCUGGAUGAGCGGAGGUCCCCCGUGGAGCGGCUCCUGCAGGAGCGGCGGCAGGAGCCUGCUGAGGCCACGGCCACAGCGGACGGCAGCAGCUGUGAAAGGGAGAGAGGCCUCUCGGACCUUCAGGAGAAAUGGACGGCGUUGAUCCAGGGGGCCGAAGCCAGGCACAGCACCUUGGAGCGGAUCCUUCCCGCUGCUCACGCCUUCCAGGAGUCAGUGGACUCUUUCCAGGACUGGCUGGGCUCCACGGAGAGGAAACUGGCCCAGCUCUGGCGAGCCAAUGGAAGCCUGGGCCACGCCCAGGAGGCCCACCAGCAAAUCCAGGAGCUGUGCGAGGAGAUUCGCUCCAAGCCGGGUGAACUGGAACGGGCCCUGGAACAUGGACAGCGACUUCUGGAGAUGGUGUCAGGCAAGUGGGACGGGACGGGGCCUACGGCAGGGGAGGAGGCCCAGGGCGCGCAGGACAAGGUGGACUCCCUGCGGAUGCGCUUCCUGAUCGUGGGCCAGAGCGGCACCGACAUCCUCCAGCGCCUGGAGCAGACCUUGGCGGCCUCCUCCCGGCUGGACCCCACCCAGGAGGGCCUGGCCCUGUGGCUGGGGCGCAUGGAGAAGGAGCUGCCCUCGCAGGGCGGCCCGCCGGGAGACGGGCUCAGCCCAGUCACUGCUGCGGACCAAGAGAAGUUUGGACAGGCGCUGAGAUCUGAACUGGCAAAGGUGUCCCACCUCAGCGCACACCUGGGAGAGCUGGGGCCCGUGCACCUGGAGGUCCACACCAUCAACUUGCAGCUCAGUGAUCAGAAGCUCCUUUCAGCCGAGGUCUUGCACCACCACGGCCUGGUGGAACGACUCGUGGCGAUCGCGGACCUGCUGCUCAGCUUCUGCCCCCCAGACAUGCAGCAGCAGCUCCAGCCGCUGGUGCGGCCCCUGCAGGAGUCUGCGGAGCACCUGGUGUGCCAGAGUUCGGCCCGCGCCAUGCAGCUGGAGCAUGCCCAGUGCCUCCUGGCCCAGUACACGGAGGCCCACGAGGAGCUUCAGCCGUGGCUUGAGGAGGCGCAGCAGGUGGUGGCACAGGUCUCCCCCGACAGCAUCAGCUACGAGGCCUUCAGGGAGCAGCAGGAGCUGCUGCAGUGUCUCCGGGAGGCCGUCGCUGAGCACAAGCCCCUGAUGGCCAAGCUACAGCGUGCUUCUGUGCAGCUGACGGAACUCAGCCCUGGGGAGGCUGCCCCCUUCCGGCAGGGCUGGCAGGCGGCCGAGGAGCGCUACGGCAGCAUCCGGGAGCAUGUCCGGCAGGCCGCAGCCGUGCUGGAGGAGGCCAUCCCCCGGUACAGCCAGCUGUCAGAACGGAUGGAGCUGAUGGUCGAGUGCCUGGAGAGGCUGCAGAGCCGCAUGGGGAGCCCCCCUGCUGUGCGGGGAGACUCCGCCUGGCUCCGGGAGCAGAUCCGGGAGAACGGCCUCCGGCUGGCGGAACUGGAGAAGCUGGGCGUGGCCCUGGAGACCCUUCGGGGCCAGGGGGACGAGCUGCUGGCCACCAUGCAGACGAGCGCAAACAGAGUGAUCCAGGGCCGUGUGGAGCAGCUGCUGGGCCAGUGGAAGGCGCUGUGGGAGCAGGGCGAGGAGCGGGAGAGCUGGCUGCAGGGCCUGCUGGCGCUCGCCGACCGGUUCUGGCACGGGCUCUCGGACCUCGCCGUCACGCUCAGUGACAUCCAGCAGGUGGUGCUGGACCUGGACCGGGAGGCCGCCUCGGACCCCAGGGCCAUCCAGGACCGGCUCAAGGCCAUGCAGGCCCUGCGAGAGGAGAUUGAUUCUCUGCAGAGCGAGCUGGACUCCUUGGGCGCUCUGGGCAUGGAGCUGAUGUCAUCGUGCGGAGACCUAGACAAGCCGGACGUCACCAAGAGCCUGGAUGACCUCUACUCGACAUGGAAUAACCUGAGCAAGGUGUGGACGGAGCGGCAGAACCGCCUGGAGGAGCAGCUGCAGGCCGCACUCACGUACCAGGAGGCCAUGGAGAGGCUGAUGGGCUGGCUGGGGACGGCUGAGCUGCGGAUGGCAGAGAGGUUCCUGGUUGGGGGGGACCUGGACCUGGUGAAUCAGCAGCUCUCGGAGCUGAAGGACUUCAAGCGAGAACUGUACCAGUGCAAGGUGGACGUGGAAAGCCUGCACCACCACGGCGGCUCCAUGAAGGAGCCCCCAAGUGCUCUGCGUGGCUUCCGUGACCGCUGGAACCACCUGGAGGAGGCGGUGGUGAGCCGGCAGCACAGCCUGGAAGCCGCCCUCCUGGGCCUGGGCCAGGUCCAGAGCCAGCUGGAAGAGCUGCUGCAAUGGGUCCUGCGCACCACGGAGCAGCUGCAGGGCCCCGCGGCCCUCAGCCUCGACCUGCAGAGCUGCGAAAUCGAGCUGGCCAAGCACAAGGUGCUGCGCAACGACGUCCUGUCCCACGCCCGCACUGUCCGGUCCGUGCAGGAAGCCGGCCAGGGCUUGCUGCUGUCCAGCGCCAGGGACUCGGUGGAGGGGCUGCAGGGCCGCCUCCAGCAGCUGAGCCAGCACUGGGACUUUGUGCUGGGCCAGACGGAGAGCCGCCAGCUGGAGCUGGAGAACAACCUGAGCCAGGUGCAGGACAUCACCCUGGAGAUCACGGACCUGCUCCGGUGGCUGGAGCAGGUGGAGCUGCAGCUGUUCUUCUCCAAGCCCACCUGGGGCCACCCUGAAGCCACCAAGGACAAGCUGGCGGCACAUUUGGAAUUGUGCAAAGAGAUGGAAUCCAAGCAGCAAACCUACGACAGCGUCAGGGGCAAGUUGCAGCGCCUGCUGGCCACCAGCCACCUGCCCCGGGCCUCCAGCACCGAGCACAGCCUGAGCAUCCUGGAGCAAAAGUGGGAGAGCGUCGCCGGCCACGUGCAGGAGAGGAAGGAGCAGCUCACCGAAGGCCUGACGGUGGCCACGGAGUUCCACGCCACCAUCCAGGAGCUGCUGCAGGGAGUGGAGCGGAUGGAAGAGGCCCUGGCGGCUCUGCCUCCACCCAGCUACGUCCUGGAGAGGGUCACCAGCCAGAUCCAGGAGCAGAAGGCCCUGGUGAAGGAGAGCCAAGCACAGAGCGAGACGCUGGCAGGCCUGGAGGCCGUGGCCACCCGCAUGAAGGACUUCAGCCGGAGGCAGGACUGCAGCGCCAUCCACAGCCUGGUGCUGACCGCCAAGGAGCGGCUGGCCAAGGUGCUCCAGCAAGUGAGCGAGAGGGCAGGGGUGCUGGAAGAGGCCCGCAAGUGCGCCAAGCAGUUCAGCGAGUCCUGGCAGCUGCUCCUGGACUGGCUAGAGGAGGUGGAUCCGGCUCGCGAGAUCCCCAGCGACGCUGCACUGAGCCAAGAGGGGAUCAAGGCCCUCCUGGCGGAGCACAAGGAGUUCCAGAAGGGGCUGCGUACCAAGCGGCCGGUGUACGAGGCCUCCCUGCGGAGCGGGCGCCUCCUCCGGGACAAGGCCCGGCUGCCUGAGGAUGCCCAGCCGCUGGAGGAGAUGCUGGGGGAGCUGAAGGAGCGCUGGGAGGCCGCGUGCGGAUGGGCGGCCGAGAGGCAGCGCAAGCUGGAGGAGAAGCUGCUGUUCUCUGGCCGCUUCACGGACGCCCUGCAGACGUUGAUGGACUGGUUGUACCAGGCUGAGCCGCAGCUGGCCGAGGAGGCCCCCGUGGCUGGCGACCGAGACCUGGUCAGCGCACUCCUGGACAAGCACAAGGUGUUCCAGAAGGAGCUGGGCCAGCGGGCCAGCUGCAUCAAGGCCCUGAGGCGCGCCAUGCGUGACCUGACCCGGGGCCCCGGCACGGGGGACUCGCAGUGGCUGCAGAGCCAGGUGGAGGAACUGGGCCACCGCUGGGAGCUCAUCUGCCAGCUCUCCGUCUCCCGGCAAGACCGGCUGCAGGCCGCCCUGAGGCAGGCAAAGGAGUUCCACACUCUGGUGCAUUCGUUCCUGGGCCGUCUGUCUGAGCUGGAGAAGUCCAUCAAGUACCGGGCCCUGCCAGAGGAGGAGGGGGCCGUGCGCGAGUGCCAGAGCCAGCUCACGGAGCUGAGGCAGAGCCUGCAGUGCCAGCAGCUGGAGCUGGAGUGCAUCAGCUCCCUGGCGGAAGAGAUCCUCGGCACCUGCCACCCCGACUCCGUCAUCACCAUCCGGUCCUGGGUGACGGUCGCCAAGAGCCGCUUCCAGGAGGUUCUCAGCUGGGUCCAGCAGCAGGACGGGCGGCUCCAGGCCCAGGCGGCCUCCCUGGCGGCGGAGCGGGAGGAGCUGGCGCGGCUAUUCGACUGGAUCACGGCAGCCGAGGAGUCCAUGAGCCUCCGAGACCAAGAGCCUCUUCCUGAGGAUGCUGAGCAGCUGGAGGAGCUCAGCUCUCAGCACGCGGUGUUCAUGGAGCAGCUGAACCGCAAGCAGCCGGAUGUGGAGAAGCUCACCAAGAGCUGCAAGUGCAAAAUGCCCACGGAGCUGGGGGCGCCCCCUGCCCCCCGCCCCCUGUCUUCCCGGCGACGCAGCGCCAGAAAACUCUCUCGGAGGAGCCCAGCAGCACCUCCCCUGGAGGACCUGGUGCCCCAGAGCCCCCUCCUGGCCCAGCUCGUGCACCGCUGGCAGCAGCUGUGGCUGCUGGCCCUGGACAGGCAGUAUCGACUCCAGAACUCCCAGCAGCACCUGCGAGAGCUAGAGGAGUUCUCCCGCUUUGACUUUGCCGUGUGGCGGAAGCGCUACAUGCAGUGGAUCAGCCACAUGAAGUCGCGGGUCCUGGACGUCUUUCGGAGCAUCGACAGGGACCAGGAUGGGCGCAUCACCCAGCGGGAAUUCGUGGACAGCGUCCUCUCCUCCAAAUUCCCCACCAACAUGCUGGAGAUGAGCGCGGUGGCCAGCAUCUUUGACACAAACAGGGACGGCUUCAUUGACUACUACGAAUUUGUCAGCGCUCUUCACCCCAGCCGGGACUUGCUGCGCAAGGCGGCCGACACGGACCAGAUCCAGGAUGAGGUGAACCGUCAGGUGGCCCAGUGCAACUGCGCGAAGCGAUUCCAGGUGGAGCAGAUCAGUGCCAACCGGUACAGAUUUGGGGAGUCGCAGCAGCUGCGCAUGGUCCGCAUCCUGCGCAGCACGCUGAUGGUGCGGGUUGGCGGAGGCUGGAUUGCUCUGGACGAGUUCCUGGUGAAGAACGACCCCUGCAGAGUGAAGGGCAGGACAAACGUGAAGAUCAAUGAGAAAUACCUCUCCCCGGAUGCUGCCGCGGGGGUCAAAGGCACGAGCGGCCCCUCCGGCCCCUCCUCCAAGGUGCUGUCGCCCAGCCGCUCCAGCUCCAGCCUCAGCCUCUACAGCAGCGCCUCGGCCCCCAGCAGCCCCCUCGCCCGGAAGUCUGUCCUGCGCAGGACGCGCUCUGGGGAUCGGUGCCUCGUGUCCCGCACUUCUCUGGUGUCAGACGGGGCUGAGUUGACCUUCGCUGGGGCCGCUGAGGAGGAGGGGGCUGACCCGGAUGCUGACGCGGACGCUGUGCCUCCAGAUCCGCCGGGAGGGCCGCCGCCCUGAGCAAAGCAGCUGC